This is a messenger RNA of Soboliphyme baturini, 819 nucleotides long. NCBI's taxonomy places the organism in Eukaryota, Metazoa, Nematoda, Enoplea, Dioctophymatida, Soboliphymatidae. The record is from the annotation of a GenBank genome assembly.
AUGUCGGUUAAGGGUGAUGCAGGUAAAGUCGUGCGCACAGAAAGUAAUAGGGAAAAACCAGAGAAAAAAGCGAUUGCUCGCGACACCGUUUCUUCGGUCAGUAGAACCGGCCAGUUGUUGCACGGUGACCCGAAGAACUUUAGCCGUAUCUAUCGGUACGAAGUCGAUACGGCCGUGAUGCACAAACAGCACAGGUUAGCUGCACGGACAAGCUUAGGUUCGGCUGAAGGUCAUGGACCGUUGUCAUAUCGGGUGGAUAUCGGUUCAGAGGUCCCUGCUGUCGGUUCGUCAUCGACUUCGUCCCAGUCUGCUGCUGUUCUUAACAAUGGGUGCUCAAAAAGCUUGGUCGAAAAUAAACAUGCAGUAGACGUGUCCUGUGAUGGUGCCAACGAGUGGCGUCUGAAAUAUGACCGACUGGUGGAUGAGCACGAACGGACGUUGGACGGCAUGAAGCGGCUUCGUGAGCAGGUCGACCUCCAGACAAAUGUAAACAGCGAGCUGAAGAAACUCCUGGUGGCGACGAUGGGCAGCGAACUGCAAGUGAAACUCGAGUGUCUCACCGAGGAGAAGGUGAAGCUUUCCGAACACCUCCUGAACUGCAAUCGGCAGCUGUCGGCCGAUCGUGAGGCGAAGGACAGCCUGUCCAUCCAGUCGGACGUGUGGCGGACAAAGUUUCUGGCCAGCUGUACAAUCAUCGAAGAAAUAGCCGCAUGCUAUUCGCGACUGCUUAGCGUUAUUGACGAAUCGAAGAAGACACUGCGCACCUUACUAGACGAUCAUGCCGUUUAUCGACGCCGUCUGUUGGAAGCAGUGACGUAA